Molecule: messenger RNA, 1344 nt
Organism: Schistosoma bovis
Lineage: Eukaryota; Metazoa; Platyhelminthes; Trematoda; Strigeidida; Schistosomatidae
Source: the annotation of a GenBank genome assembly
AACAUACGAUUGCAUGAUUCCCAGGUGGUUAGAAAUUUUUAUUCAACUAAAUUUGACUAUCGCUAUGACAAUGGUCUGUAUUAUUUUUUUACUAAAUUAUAACCAGUUAUUUUACAGUUGAAGGACAAUACUGCCUGGAAUAUCACUAACCUGUAUGUAACUUAAAAAUCAUAGAUUUUGGUAGUAUAAUGACCUACAAUACACUAGUAGUUAUUUUUGAUCACUCAAAUUGUUUCUAGAUUUCAGUUAACAAGGGUUUCGCUCAACAUAGUUAAACUGAAACAGUAUAGUCGGCAAAGCUGAUCUCUUCAUAAAAGGCAGUUUGUCAGAUAUUAGGAAAAGCAGAGAUUGUGAACUAUAAUGAAUGCAACAAGUUAUAAUGGAGUGGAUGGCAAGGAUGAUAUUCUAUCCUACUUGGAAAAAUUAUCCAAAACGGAACUUGAAGCCUUAUUAUCUGACCAUGAAGGCAUAAAAAAGCUAGCUAAAAAUUGUCCUGAUAUUAAAAAGAUCGAGUCUGACAAAGAAGCCUGCAUGAAUGAAAACCGACGUCAAGCUGAAGCAAAUCUAUCUAUGGAACCAACUUUCAAUAUGAUCAAAACGGAGCUUGUAGAAACCUAUUCUAAUUACAGACAAUUAGAAAAUGAAUAUAUGAAACGUAAAUCAGAAGUUGACAACAUCGGUACAAAAUACUCUCCGAGUGUAAUUCUUGCUUUGUUACAAACUGCCAACGCACAAGCAGAAGAACAAUCUGAAGAACUGGCUAGUCGAUUUCUUGACAAAGCCAUGGAUGUUGAUGCAUUUUUGAAAGAUUUUAUUCCUCUUCGUAAACUAUGUAAUGAACGUAGAUUUAAAUGUGAAAAGUUAGCGGAGCAAUUAUCGUCUGGUCAUAUAAGGGCAUCAAGCUUUUCCAAUACUCCUCAUUCAUCAUAUGUACCUAAUGUGAUGACGAAUUCAGAUGUGUCAGCCAGUACAUCACAGCUUUAUCCUUCAUUACUAUCUCUAAGUAGUACGAGUGACCGUUUACCACCAAAUUAUGGCUUUAAAAUGUAAACAUGUUGGACAGAUGUAUGUUUGCUUGUGCUUGCUUCUGUGCAUGUAAACAGAUAUUAGAUUUAAUCAUUUCUUUUGUCAACCAAAUAGCAUAUUUGGAUCUACAUUCAGCGGUGAUGUGUUGAGAUUGAACUCUUUAAAAAUAUUAUUAAGUACUCAGAUUCAAUUGUUUUUAUAUUGCUCAUUAGAACAGUUAAAACAAGAAUAGUAAUUGUGCGUUUUCUUAAUUUACUUUCUUUUCAGCCGACUUUAAUAUUGUCUUUUUUUUGUAAGGAACUAAACCAAAUUAUCGCA